Aricia agestis (brown argus) is the source of this 1513-nucleotide messenger RNA. Its product is annotated as carboxypeptidase Q-like. Gene Ontology annotation, molecular function: metallodipeptidase activity. The record is from RefSeq and is a predicted model, not a curated record. Bases 78 to 1487 code for a protein of 469 amino acids. Lineage: Eukaryota; Metazoa; Arthropoda; Insecta; Lepidoptera; Lycaenidae. Gene Ontology annotation, biological process: proteolysis; peptide catabolic process. The transcript has 3 exons.
AGUGGAUGAAUAGACAAUUUAUCGCUCGAGAGCACUCACAGGCCGUCAAAGAUCAAGCUUAGACGUAGUCCGUAGAUAUGUUACGUAUAUUAUGUUUCUGUGUAUUCAUAGUACACUCCCUGUCCGUACCUGCUGAAGUAUAUUCUGAGGGAAAUGACUGUGUAAUCGGUGAGCUGGCGCAAGAAAUUGCUUCCUACAAGGAUGUGGUUGAGAGGAUAUUGGAGUACACCACCAAUGGAGCGUUUAAAGGAAAAACCUAUGAUGAAUUAGCUAAAUUCGUAGACAAAUUUGGUGCUCGACCAUCCGGCUCCAACAGUCUUGAAGAAUCUAUCGAUUAUAUGAUCGAACUGUCUCGUCAAGAACACUUAGACGACAUAACGACUGAGGAACUAGAGGUACCUCACUGGGUGAGGGGACAUGAGAAGAUACUGAUGAUGCGGCCGAGGCUGAAGAACAUCGCUCUACUGGGGCUGGGCACCAGCGUCAGUACCCCACCUGAAGGAAUCACAGCAGAUGUAGUUGUAGUAUCCAGCUUCGACAAAUUAGCUGAAAUUUCCGAUGACGAAAUCAAAGGAAGAAUUGUUCUUUUUGAUGCGGCUUACACAACGUAUGGCGAAACAGUAGUAUAUCGAUCACAAGGUGCCACUAAAGCUGCAGAGAAAGGAGCAGUAGCUUGUUUAAUUAAGUCCAUAACUCCUUUCUCCAUUAACUCACCACACACUGGAUCGCAACACUACGAUGGUAACGUCACUAAGAUACCUACCGCUGCUAUAUCUCUGGAAGACGCAGAUUUACUGAGGCGAUUAUAUGACAGAAAUGAAAAGAUUGUUUUGAAAAUUAAGAUGUCAUCCAGAUUUAAUACCAAAAUUUCAAGAAAUACUCUUGUGGACUUGAAAGGAACUGAACACCCGGAAAAAUUGGUUAUCGUAUCAGGUCACAUAGACAGUUGGGAUGUUGGCCAAGGAGCUAUGGACGACGGUGGUGGAUUAUUCGUGAGUUGGGCUGCGCCAGUAGUAUUAAAACGUCUUAACCUUAUCCCAAAGAGAACAGUAAGGUCUAUAUUCUGGACGUCCGAGGAGCUCGGUCUCAUAGGUGCUAUCGACUACGAGCAAAGACAUAGAAACGAAAGCCACAAUAUAAACUUUAUAAUGGAAUCGGACGAGGGCACGUUUUCACCACGCGGACUUGCUGUAGCAGGAACGCAGAAGGCGAGGUGUAUUGUUGCCGAAAUUUUGAAACUGUUCACCUCAAUCGAUGCAUCCACGUUUGUCGAAGAAAGUAGGCCAGGCUCCGAUAUAACUGUGAUAGUUGAAAAGGGCAUCCCAGGAGCGAGCUUACUGAAUGCGAACGAAAAAUACUUUUGGUACCACCACUCUGAAGGGGACACUUUAAAUGUUGAGAACCCCGCAGAGCUGGAUCUAUGCACGGGAUUUUGGACGGCCGUCGCCUAUAUUAUUGCUGAUUUAUCUAGUGAUAUACCACGAUGAUUUCGUUAAAUAAAUUGUUGCACUUA